Molecule: messenger RNA, 2409 nt
Organism: Pocillopora verrucosa
Lineage: Eukaryota; Metazoa; Cnidaria; Anthozoa; Scleractinia; Pocilloporidae
Product: sorting nexin-6
Molecular function (GO): phosphatidylinositol binding
Source: RefSeq, a predicted model, not a curated record
CCAGUCACGUGACGAAAAGAGGACACUUGGCUCAGAUCAGCACCAACCAUGAUGGAUGCGUCGGAUAGCGCAGACAUGCUGGAAGAUGAAAAAACGCGGACUCAGUCGGUGGAUUUGAACACAGACACAUCCCUGGUGGUGGAUAUUUCAGACGCACUAAGUGAAAGAGAGCGUGUUAAGUUUACAGUUCAUACGAAGACCACGCUGCCUGUUUUCAAGGAGAGUGACUUUUCCGUGGUCAGGGAACACGAAGAGUUUGUUUGGUUGCAUGACCGAUACGUCGAAAAUGAGGAAUAUGCGGGAAUCAUUAUUCCCCCAGCUCCUCCUAAACCAGAUUUUGAUGUUUCUCGUGAAAAGCUGCAGAAACUUGGAGAAGGUGAAAAUACUAUGACAAAGGAGGAGUUUCAAAAAAUGAAACAAGAACUUGAAGCAGAGUAUCUUGCCACUUUCAAGAAAACUGUAGCCAUGCACGAAGUAUUCCUGACUCGCUUAGCUGCUCAUCCUACUCUGAGAAAAGACAGCAACUUUAAUGUGUUUCUGGAAUUUAAAGGAGAGCUAAAUGUAAGAGGCAAAAACAAAAAGGAAAAACUUGGAGGACUCUUCAAAGGUCUGGCCAAAGGCGUUGAUGAAGUACUUUUGUCAUCACAAAAGGAUGUAGAUGAGUUUUUUGAGGGUGAGAAGAAAUUUUUAGUGGAAUAUAACAUGAAGUUAAAGGAUUCUACUCGUCAAGCAGACCGUAUGACAAAAACUCACAAGAAUGUGGCUGACUCCUUCAUAAGGAUUUCUAGCUGUAUUUCCCAGAUGGGAACCAGUGAAUACAUGGAAAUAGAUCGCUUUCUGAACAAGGUGUCUGAAUACUUUGAAAAAGCUCGCAAGUUGGAAGGCCGUGUUGCUUCUGACCAAGAUCUUAAAACAUCUGACUUGCUCAGAUAUUACGUGCGAGAUACAGAUGCUGCCAAGAACUUGCUUUACCGCAGGGCAAGAUGUUUAGCUGAUUAUGAAAAUGCUAACAAAGCCUUGGACAAAGCAAGGGUGAAGGGUAAAGAAAUCGCUGCUGCUGAAACUGCCCAACAAACUGCAAGUGAAAAAUUUGAACACAUUUCAGAAGUAGCCAAGCAAGAACUGACAGACUUCAAGACAAGAAGGGUUCAACAAUUCAGAAAGAAUAUGACUGAACGAGCAGAACUGGAACUCAAACAUGCUAAGGCCCAUAUGAAUCUCCUGAAGACAACAUUAGCACAACUAAAGGAAUUGUAGUCAAGUGCAGUCCAACGUCGAGAUAAUUCUAGGAACACUGUGAUAAUUUCUUUUUGUACUGAUAUAGAUUUGUGUCAAACUUCAAUUAGACUCUUCCUUUCUCUUAGACUGAGAAGUAUAGUUUUGAACAAGUAGCAAACGUCCAAGAUAAAUGUAAUUUUAAAAGUUUAGUAAUAGUCAAUGAAUAUGUUUAAGUUUCCCUCAGUUUUAUUAAUUUCCUGUUAAUUUCUUGAACUGUUGCAGUUAAGGGCCCUGUCAUAUAAUACAGCGGUCAAACAUCGGGCAUGCGCGAAGGGAUCAUUUUUGGCCGCUUCAAUUUCCGCACCAAUUUCCCGCACAAAAUUUUCUAAAGAAAACAAACAGCUGCUUUCUCGAAAAUUAAGCGAAAGAAAAUUGAAGUGUUCAUAGAAAUCUGUAAAAGGAAUCAAAAGUAGGAAAAAAAACUCGAGACUUCACGAACACAAAGCUUAUUCAAGUUCGGGUAUCCUGUUAAUUUUACCAGUCUUUUUUUUAGCUUUACCAAAAAUGUUAUACGCUUUUAAAACACCGUGGCUUACUGGCUUGUGUGGUUAUUUGUAAUUCGUGUGAGAGAACAUAGUUUUGACAGCCUGACAGCACGCCGCCUAGUCAUUACAACGUUCGCACAGUGCAGACGUGUGACCGCUGUGUUCUCUCAUAUACACCCUCUCACAAGGCUGGUUAGUGACACAAACUUUGUCCAUUUGGGGAAUUUUAACCCGGUGGCCGAAAAAAGGGUAAUUCUUUCCAACCCAUCUUGCCAUACUUAGUUCGUCAAGUUGAACCUUUUUUUCCCUUUUGGUUCACGCGCUUUUUAAGGAAAGAGAAAUUGAAUGACUUGCAGGCUAGGGAGAUUUUAUCUUAGCUAUCAAAACUGCUAGCUGUUGGCUCAAACUAACGAGUUUUAUCGGCCAGCUAAGCUUGAAUUUUCACACGAGAAAAUUUGUGGCGCAGUCACAGGGUGCUAGUCUAUCAGAAAGCAAUUUUGAAGGCGGUCACUCAGCGCUAUCCCAUUUAUUUAAGGCUGUCAUUAUAGGACAUCAGAAAGGGCUGGAAGGUUAUUGCUUGUUUUGGGUUAAACUGACCUACCAGUCACGAAUUACCUUUGAUUAUAAAAAGACAGUGUUGCUUCUA